GAGAAAGAGAGGAGGGAUUGAAGAGUGACGUGGCUUCCUGAGGCACUGGGGCCUGCAAGGGUGUGCUAUGCUGGUGACCUCCACAAAGAUGCUAGUGGGUUGCAGCAUGGACUCCCUCUAGGAUCCCCUGACUAAAAUAGCGACUUGGGGUGCUCUCAGCAAGAGGAAACCACAUGCUUAGACCUCUUGCUUUUCUGAGAAAUGGUGUGACAAACUGAAUGGUAAAAACCAAACUGUUCAAACACCAACGAAGCACAGCAUUUGCUACUGAAUCUUUCCAAUGCAAUCUAUUUUUGCUUCUUCCUCUGCUUCUUGUCUUUUUUUUAUCCCUUUUUCUUCCUCCUGAGCUACAAGGAAGAAGAAAAAUAGAAGAACCAGAAAUACAAUUUGCAGGGCUGAUGGUUCAGAAAGUAUGUUUUAAUUCCCAAAUUGUAACUGCGGUACAUUGCUGAAAAAGAAGAAGAAAAAAAUCUCUCUAAGACUUCAAGUGUCUGCAGCAUUUACAUCUAAAUACAGAGGUGAGAAGCGAUGGGUGCUUAACGCGACAGUUUCAUAACAUGUACUGUCCCCCAGUAACAUGCAGUUUUGCAGACAGAUGUACAGCACCAAGAGAUAGGUCUCAGCUCAGCAGCCCCGUUUCUUUGUUUCUCUUUUUCACUUUUCUAGGCAGUCCCACAUCAGAUUUCGGCACUGGCAGCUGUAAUUUGCAGUCCUUUGGCAGUGUGGUAGUGGAGGAAGGGAGCCCAGUUUGGGAAGAGAUCACAAAUCCAGUGUCUCCAAGUGAAACAUGACUAAGGUUAAACAUCUGUGGCUCCGUACAAACUGCCCUUGUGCCAGCUGGUCUAAAACUUGUGCAAAAAUAUGACUUUCAUUAACUGUGCCGGAACAAGCAUCACCUGACCCUGUGGCAUCCUUUGGCUGCUGACUGUGUGUCCUGCCACAGCCACCCUCAUGCAGUGACACAGGCUGGAUCGCGUCUUGGUAGAUGCAUCUACUGUCUUUACCCCAGUGUACUGCAGCUCUCCAUGUCCAGCUGAGAUGUAAAGGGAUUUGCAGUAUGCAGACAUUGUUUAUGAGUAGGUUGUAAAGUGUCAGUUAAAUUGUGUUUGACAAGGAGCUUCCCAAUAGUGGUAUCCUCUACUAGUACUGAUGGAUCUGUCUCCAAAAGACACUAAAAUUCAACAGCGAAUGAAAUAAUCUCCAUCUCUUUUGCUCUCUUUACAGGCAAUGCCUUGAGAGGUGACACUGAAUCCUGCUGACAAAGUAGGCAGCUACCGGCUUGUUGACCUGGGUUUGGAUGAUUGAAAAAAACCAGCAUUUUUAGACCGAUUCACAGAAUCACAGAAUGUUAGGGAUUAGAAGGGACCUCAAAAGAUCAUCUAGUCCAGUCCCCCUGUUGGAGCAGGAACACCUAGAUGAGGUUACACAGAAAUGUGUCCAGGCAGGUUUUGAAUGUCUCCAGAGAAGGAGACUCCACAACCCCCCUGGGCAGCCUGUUCCAGUGCUCUGUCACCCUCACUGAGAAGAAGUUUCUUCUCAUAUUUAAGUGGAACCUCCUGUGUUCCAGUUUGUACCCAUUGCCCCUUGUCCUAUCAUUGGUUGUCACCAAGAAGAGCCUGGCUCCAUCCUCAUGACACUCACCCUUUCCAUAUUUAUAACAAUGUAUAUGAUUGCAGGAACAGAAUCUACAAUUCUGCCUAAGUGGCUCCAGUCAGGAACAUUUUCCAGAAGUUCAGCUAUGUGAUUUAUCAAUAUUAUUAGUCACUUAAGCUGUGUGGGAAUGUUGUCAUUUAGUUAGUGACUGUGUGAAAUUAAUUCUCGUAUGUCCUUUUUUGAUUUACUGGGAACUGGCAUGAUCAUCCUAGUGCAGCAGAAAUUAAGGGAAGAAUGUGACUCACUAUUUUUCAAGCAGUGGUUGCAGGACUAUCUUCUGCCUAAUUUACUCCCAAGCUUUUGCCGUGUUUUGGAAAGUGCCUGAAGUUCAGGUGUUACAUGCAGUUCUCAGAAAUGAAACUGCUGUGCGGCUGAAGCAUGACAGCAUGAGAUCUGACUGACAAGAAAGGAGGAGGUCUGUAGUCUCCCAAAAGCCUAUGCAAAGACAAACGCAUCAGGAAAUGUCUGAAUAAAUACUCUUAAAGAUAUACUCACAAAACUGAAAGAAGUGGUGGUAUUAAUUAAUGGACUUCACAUUCCUGCAUGCCUUGUGUCUAAAGUAAUGAAUCAACUGCUGGGCUCUGGAGGAAAUGGGGUCAGAAAGAUGCUGUGGCAGUCAAACACACAUGAAGAUACAGGCUGGGAGUGGGGUCCCCACAUGCCUGGGGUCCCUGUGGUGUCAGGAGCUGUCAGGAAAACAUCAGAGCCUAGAAGGAGCAGCCAGCAGAUGUGGCUCUUUAUCACCAGAUAGGGAAUACUGUGAACAUUUUAAAGUCAACACAUAUUUUGAGCCUCAGUAGCCAUCUCUAUCCUUUACCUGGCUGUUGCUAAGACUGCAGGUUUGGUCUCUAUCGAAAGCUAUAGCAGCACCCCGGUUUUCAGGGUUGUUUGGGAAAGGCUUUUGGAAAAUGACAAUGUUUCGGGCAGAAAAUAAAAUGGUUAAAACUGACAAGGAUAUUUCCUAUGAAUAGAAAAAUGCAUCAAUGGGGUUUGCAGUUCUCUUUUAAAUCAAGUGCAGUUCCUCUUGUGAUCACUAAGUGGUGAAGUUCAGCUAUGAGAACUUCAGUAAAAGUGUCUGCAAGCUCAUGGAAAGUUCUUCAUUUAAGGUUUUGUUUCAAAAUUGCGACAGAGCUAAUGUGAGGACACCAGCAAAGCCUGGAGUGAAUCUUUGCAUCCCUGCAUAGGUCACUUGCACCCUGCUUGGAGGCUUUGGUGCAAAAGGACUUAGUUCCAGCAAAACUUCAAUGUUUUUUGCAGUUUUGGAAGUUCUGAGAAGCUGACAAUCAGAAAUUAAAUGUUUACUUGUGAAUCUCUAUUCCAAGGCUGGCAGUUUUCCCCUCUGACUUGGUCCAAGGCCUUGUUCCACAGCCUGUUGGAGCUUCAUGCGUUACUUAACAGCUGUAUGACAGUCUGGCAAACCCCACAACAACCAUUUUUACUGAUUUCACUUUUUGGUUGGUCAAGAGUGCCCUUCCAGAAAUCUUGCAGUAAAAUGAAACUAUGAAAAUAACUCAAGGAAAAGAAAAUGAGAUGUGAUACCUCAAAGGAAGAAGACAAUAGCAUGAAGCAAUCACAGUUUGCAGAGUGACAGGAAUUAAUUACUGAACCCACUAAAAAGCACACCCAAAACAUUUAUUUAGAGGAAUACUGAUCAUUGAGCUGUUUCUAUUUUCAGAUAGUUAAUUAUCACUGGAAGGAAAGAACUGUGUAUGUGUAGGCAUGUCUGAGAAUUGCUUUGUUGCAUUAUGAUUUGGGCCUGAUGGUUUCCCUCAACUAAUCUGCAUGAUUCGAGGUUAAUCUGUAAAGCAAUUUGACUAAAAGAAAACAUUUUUUAAUGCGCUCCUAGUCUUUUGGAGUAGUGAGAAUUUGCAGAAAUGUAAGCCACCUAAUCAGAAAGCAGAAACACGAAACCCAGUUUACCAGUACAAGUUUGAUUCGCAAAUCAGGUCUUGCUGGCUGUGGUUGCCCCACUAGGCUGUGUGUGAGCAACCCGCAGGCUGAGGGUUUUCUUGGUUUCAGCAAUGUGAUCACAGCUGGCAGAAAAAGAGAAACGCAAACAUAAAAAUGACAAAGCAAAAAAGCAUAAAAACAGUGACUCAGACCUGCUGUGUGAGCUGUUUUUAUUUAAUCUCAGGUGAGGGCAGAGAGGAAGGGUUGUGCUUUCGGGACAGCAGCCCUGUCUUUCCGAGGGACAGGGCUGGGAAAGGAGCACUGACCUGCAGAGAUGGAGGUAACCUCAGCGGAGGAGAGGGGAGACCAAGGCUCUGCAUUUUCCCCAAGGCAACAUAUGAACUAGGCUCUCAGUUGGGCACUUGGCUGGCUCUGGUCUCCUUACCUGGAAAAUGAGUUGUGUUACAGCAGCUCCCAGCUCUCCACUGGUUUACACAUGGGGUGCAGCUCCCUAACUGGGUCCUUUGUGUUACAUAUUGGGGAUGUUUGUACUACUCAUUGCAGCCUGACUAUUGAGGUGAGCUUCUUUCCUUGAGCUCAGAUCAGGACCAGAGUGGCCAUUCCUUCUGCCCCCCAUAGACAUUGUGUGCUCAGCUCAGGCCCAAUCUGGCCUUGUAUUUAGGCAUUUUCAAAACACUUGUAUUUAGGCACUUGUGUAAAACACAAACUUGUAAACCUUGUAACCCUCGUUACCGCUGUCUGUCUAGCAGCCCAGCUGGGAAACCUUUGGUUUCUGUCUCUGACAUUUGUUGUCAUAUCAUCUGAAAUUUUUUGUUAUUCAGCUGAGUGCCAGUGGGGCAGAAGGUUUUUACGAGGUGUCUCUUACCGUAUCUACUGGGACAGGGAAUGUCCCCAGAGUAAAAGCGCAGCGUAUAAAAAAGGGGAAGCCACGCUCAAUGGAUCAGUCACUCUCUCAUCUUGUUGAGCACACAGCUGAGAUGACAGUCGCUUGUCUGCUUCUCUUCAGCAUCUGGACCGUUGUGUCAGGCUCUGUGCUGGUGAUGCACAGAAAGGUCCAGUCAGUCCAGGCAGGAGGAAACGUUACUUUUUCAUGCCAGUCAGUCACAAAAGAAGAUGUGCUACAGGUGACCUGGCAGAAGGAGACAGACGGGGUGGAAGACAACAUAGCAACUUACAGUACAAUGAAUGGCCAAAAGAUAGCAAAAAGCUAUGUUGGCCACGUGAGCUUUGCCCACAGUGAGUUACAAGCUUCAGCCAUCUCCCUUCAUGGAGUCACCCUCCAAGAUGAAGGAUGCUACAAGUGCAUCUUCAACACGUUCCCCUCAGGGGCUGUCACCGGCAGGAUGUGUCUCAAGGUUUAUGUCAUCUCGAACCCCCAAGUGGAGGCCAAGCUUAUACCCAGUCCAGACAAAGCUGAAAAUUCUGAGAAAGUGGUGGGAAUGAGCUGCUCAGCAACAGGGAAGCCACCUCCAAAAAUCACCUGGCGCCUUCCCAGCAUACUGCAGCAGAAACCAAAGGAGUACCAUGUCACGCUCAGCAACCAGACGGUGACUGUCAUCAGCAAUUUCACCUACACCCACUCCAAAAUCCUCCAGGAGCACCCUGUUGCCUGUGUGAUUCAACACCCAUCACUAAAUGUGACUCUGGUCCUACCCAUGGACAGUCUGGAGCAGGGUCCAGAGAGCAGCAUGACACCAGCCAUUGUCAUUGUGGUGGGAGUGCUGGUCCCUCUGACUUUCCUCCUCCUUCUCACUUGCCUCUUCCGCUGCUGCCUCAGGCAUCUACGAGACCCAGAGAGAAACCCAGCCUGGCCAUGCUGGGUCUUUCCUGCCUGUACCAAGGCCAAGAAGUGUGGGUCAUAUGGAGUUGCGGGCAAAUGGGCUCCCACGGUGACUCCUACCCCCAGAACAUCACUGAACACCUGAGCACCUGCUCACACUAUGUGCAAGAGACAAACUUCUUACAACAGCACCUUGGAUUUCUAAGCAAACCUGCUGUGACUUUACUUCAAGGAAAAUAUAAAAAAGGACAAUUUUAAACAGAUAUUUAUUUAUUUUGUUAAACUAUAAUAUUCCGUUUUGUAAAAAAAAAAAAAGCUGUAUUUAUUUGAGAUUCAGGCUGCCAGUGUGGAUCUGCAUAAAGAAAAUAAUGUUUUGUAUUUUCUUUGUGUUUUGAACAUUAUGUUUAUUCCUUUCUGAUAUUUUAACAUUGCAAGCUCAAAACUGGGUGGGGGAUUGUGUGAAACAGGGCAGCAUUUUCUAGGGGUGACGGCCUAGGAGGUGUUGCUGAUGAGCCAGGGUGCAGAAAACCUGUGGAGCAGCCCGGUAUGCUGCUGUGGCCUUCGGUGUGGAACCUGUCCCCAAAGGUCACAAAGGAUGAGGCGAAGACUGCAGCCAGCCUCAACUUGUAACCCAGGCACCAGAAGUGACAGGCUUCAAACCAGGCGUCAUCAGGGAUGAGGAAGUUGCCAACUCCGACUUCCAACAGCCUUUCCUAGAAAGUAAUGCAAAAGCAAAGGGCUCAGAGCUCUUCCCUUCUCCUCUUUUCUUCUUCUGUGGUUUCCACAGCCCCUUUCUUAACUUCCCUAAUCCGUCACAGCUGCCUUGUGUUUCCAGGCAUCCCACCUGUCUGCAGGGGGAAGUAGGGAAAUAAAAGACAGUUGGAGGGACAGUGAGCUGUCUAGUGGGUUUUGUGUAUGUUAUAGUGCAGGUAAGUAUAGAGGAAGGCAGGAGGCUGGUAGGAGCAAGAGAGGUGGGUGCUGCAUGUGGGCAGAUAUACACCAGCGUGGAACAAACAUUGCUUAUAGCCUGUAGGACAAAUCUGAGCAUUUCUCCUGUAAUUCUCUGAAUCCCAUCCUAUGCUCAUGAAAUCUUUCAUUGUAGACCAAAGGAAGGAGAAAAGAGCCCACUUGUCUAGUGUGGUCUUCUGAGCUGUAUGAAGACAGCCAGUGCAGUUUGUCUUCUCUCCUUCUGGCUUCCUGAAGCAAGUGCAUGUCAUCUGAUCUUUUUUCUCGCCUGCUUAUUUCAAAUGUGUAUCCCAGAAGAAUCAGGCUGAGUUGCAGUGAAAAAGCCAAGUAACCUAAAAUGAAAGUGAGUGGGUGAGUUAAGAAUGAAUAAACCCAGUCCUUCUCAUAAAAUUUUCUAGGCUCCCUGAUGCUUAGUAAUAGUGCAGCUGGCAAGUGCAGGGAAAGGGGAACUGGCUGCAACUGUCACAGUCAUGAACUUUUCUCCUGAGCUCCAUAAUUGACAAAGGAGGAAGCCGCGUUUUGUCCGAUCUUUCCUGCCACUGCAGUUUAAUUUCCCCGUUCUCUGCAAGUGAAAGGGUUGGGGGAGAAGCAGAUUUUUCCCCUGGGUCGGUGGUUUGUGGGAGGCAGGAUGCGGGCAAGAGGGCAGAGCUCAGCCUCAGUAUUUCUCCUGAACAGGCCACUCAGCAGGGUCCAUGCUUGUUCUUCAGGGGUCUUUUGGAGAGGUUUUCAUUUGGAGUUUUAAAAGAAGACGUCCACUAAUGUUUAGUUUAAUGUAUCUUUUUUUUUAAAGAAAAAAAAAAAAGGAGAUAAAUUAGUCUCUCAUAGAAACAGGGAGUUUGGACUUGGGUGCUGAAAAGGAUUUGCCAAGGGAAGAAAGGCACAAAGCUGUCAAGAAACGUUUACGAGCCCAGAAAGAUUGCAGAGAUUACCUAUUAUUAUUUUCUACAAGCUAAUCACUUGGGGGAAAGCAGAGUUUGGAGUCAUGAAAAUAUGUGAAAUUUUAUUUUUUUUUAUUUAGCUGAAUGUUGAAUUGUGAAAAGCUUUUUUAGGUUUCUGCUUGUGAUUACCAUAGGACUAGAUACUGAGUGAAAGAGCAGUAUGUGGUAGCUUACAAGCAAAAUGGUCUACAAGAAAGUAAGAUGUUAUCGAUUUGUUUGUCUUUUGCAGCAUCAGAAUGCAAACAGCAAAUGACAUCCAAGGGUCAAACACUUGAAACCAAUAUGUGCAUUUGCCUUCAUGCUAUACACAGCCAGCUGAUAAAAUGCAAUGCCAUAAAAUGCUGUAUGCUGGUGGUAUGGAGUUUGGCUUCAUGUAGCAAAGAAAUGAAUGUAAGCACCUAGGCUAUGUAUAAUAAACUGGUUGUUAGUUGUAAAAAAAGUGUAUUAAAUAGAUAAAAAUUACCUUUCAGGGAACAAACAAGCCUGUGAUUUAGGGGAUCAGAAGUUUUUACUGCGGGUGAAUAACUUCCCAACUGCUGUUCUCAGGUCUCUUUGUGACUAUCUUGUGCUUGUCUGCCCAGUUAUCUCUGUUAACAACUUGGCAGUAAUUCUUUGGAGGUUAUAUUUCAGAUGGAUUUAUUCAGAUACUUAGUAUUUCUUCUAAUAAAUAGCAUCUAUGCUAUGAAAUAUUGUGAAUUUUGAAAAGGUCUUGAGAAGUAAAAAUAAAAUGGGUAAGAAAUUCAA
Messenger RNA from Columba livia (rock pigeon), 7992 nucleotides. RefSeq names its product OX-2 membrane glycoprotein. Bases 4500 to 5489 code for a protein of 329 amino acids. Lineage: Eukaryota; Metazoa; Chordata; Aves; Columbiformes; Columbidae. Gene Ontology annotation, biological process: regulation of immune response; negative regulation of macrophage activation; negative regulation of neuroinflammatory response. The transcript is spliced from 5 exons. Gene Ontology annotation, cellular component: neuronal cell body; axon; cell surface. Gene Ontology annotation, molecular function: cell-cell adhesion mediator activity. The record is from RefSeq and is a predicted model, not a curated record.